GCGGGCUUCGCCCGGGAACAGCGGGCCGAGGUUGGCGCGAUGCUGUUCCCGGGGAGCGUUCGUGGGUACCGGUGAGGAAGGUGAACAAGGAGUUGCCUUCCCGGGCCCCCCUAUGUACGCCUCCCUGGGCUCGGGUGCGGAGGCCGCUUUGCCCGCUUCGGGACCACUCUCUACUCCCGCGUUCUGGAGCUCCGGCGGCGGCAAAGGCUGUGUCCCGCAGGAGAGGAAGCGCCCGGGCGGCGUCCGUGCUUCUGGCCGCGGGGCGGACGUGUGGCAGGUCCAAGGGUAGCCAAGGAUGGCUGCAGCUUCAUAUGAUCAGUUGUUAAAGCAAGUUGAGGCACUGAAGAUGGAGAACUCAAAUCUUCGACAAGAGCUAGAAGAUAAUUCCAAUCAUCUUACAAAACUGGAAACUGAGGCAUCUAAUAUGAAGGAAGUACUUAAACAACUACAAGGAAGUAUUGAAGAUGAAGCUAUGACAUCUUCUGGACAGGUUGAUUUAUUAGAGCGCCUCAAAGAGCUUAACUUAGAUAGCAGUAAUUUUUCUGGAGUAAAACUACGGUCAAAAAUGUCCCUCCGUUCUUAUGGAAGCCGGGAAGGAUCUGUAUCUAGUCGUUCAGGAGAGUGCAGUCCUGUUCCUACGGGUUCAUUUCCAAGAAGAGGGUUUGUAAAUGGAAGCAGAGAAAAUACUGGUUAUUUAGAAGAACUUGAGAAAGAAAGAUCAUUACUUCUUGCUGAUCUUGACAAAGAAGAAAAGGAAAAAGACUGGUAUUAUGCUCAACUUCAGAAUCUCACUAAAAGAAUAGAUAGUCUUCCUUUAACUGAAAAUUUUUCCUUACAAACAGAUAUGACCAGAAGGCAAUUAGAAUAUGAAGCAAGGCAAAUCAGAGUUGCAAUGGAAGAACAAUUAGGAACGUGCCAAGAUAUGGAAAAACGAGCACAGCGAAGAGUAACCAGAAUUCAACAAAUAGAGAAGGACAUACUUCGAAUACGACAGCUUUUACAGUCCCAAGUAACAGAAGCAGAGAGGUCAUCUCAGAGCAAACAUGAACCUGGCUUACAUGAAGCUGAGCGGCAGAAUGAAGGUCAAGGAGUGGCAGAAAUCAACAUGGCAACUUCUGGUAGUGGUCAGGGUUCGACUACACGAAUGGAUCAUGAAACAGCCAGUGUUUUAAGUUCUAGUAGCACACACUCUGCUCCUCGGAGGCUGACAAGUCAUCUGGGAACCAAGGUGGAAAUGGUGUAUUCAUUGUUGUCAAUGCUUGGUACUCAUGAUAAGGAUGAUAUGUCGCGAACUUUGCUAGCUAUGUCUAGCUCCCAAGACAGCUGUAUAUCCAUGCGGCAGUCUGGAUGUCUUCCUCUCCUCAUCCAGCUUUUACAUGGCAAUGACAAAGACUCUGUGUUGUUGGGAAAUUCCCGGGGCAGUAAAGAGGCUCGGGCCAGGGCCAGUGCAGCACUCCACAACAUCAUUCACUCACAGCCUGAUGACAAGAGAGGCAGGCGUGAAAUCCGAGUCCUUCAUCUUUUGGAACAGAUACGAGCUUACUGUGAAACCUGUUGGGAGUGGCAGGAAGCCCAUGAACAAGGCAUGGACCAGGACAAAAAUCCAAUGCCAGCUCCUGUUGAACAUCAAAUCUGUCCUGCUGUGUGUGUUCUAAUGAAACUUUCAUUUGAUGAAGAGCAUAGGCAUGCAAUGAAUGAACUUGGUAGGAAGGCUACCCGGGGCAUUUCAUCACAGGAGCUAGGGCAGGGGCUUUCAGGGGGACUACAGGCCAUUGCAGAAUUAUUGCAAGUGGACUGUGAAAUGUAUGGGCUUACUAAUGACCACUACAGUAUUACAUUAAGACGAUAUGCUGGAAUGGCUUUGACAAACUUGACUUUUGGAGAUGUAGCUAAUAAGGCUACACUAUGCUCUAUGAAAGGCUGCAUGAGAGCACUGGUGGCCCAACUAAAAUCUGAGAGUGAGGACUUACAGCAGGUUAUUGCAAGUGUUUUGAGGAAUUUGUCUUGGAGAGCAGAUGUAAAUAGUAAAAAGACAUUGCGUGAAGUUGGAAGUGUGAAAGCAUUGAUGGAAUGUGCUUUGGAAGUUAAAAAGGAAUCAACCCUCAAAAGCGUAUUGAGUGCCUUAUGGAAUUUGUCAGCACAUUGCACUGAGAAUAAAGCUGAUAUAUGUGCUGUAGAUGGUGCGCUUGCAUUUUUGGUUGGCACUCUAACUUACCGGAGCCAGACAAAUACGUUAGCCAUUAUUGAAAGUGGAGGUGGGAUAUUACGGAAUGUGUCCAGCUUGAUAGCCACAAAUGAGGACCACAGGCAAAUUCUAAGAGAGAAUAAUUGCCUGCAGACCUUAUUACAACACUUAAAAUCUCACAGUUUGACAAUAGUCAGUAAUGCAUGUGGAACCUUGUGGAAUCUCUCAGCAAGAAACCCUAAAGACCAGGAAGCAUUAUGGGACAUGGGGGCAGUCAGCAUGCUCAAGAACCUCAUUCACUCAAAGCACAAAAUGAUUGCUAUGGGAAGUGCCGCAGCUUUGAGGAAUCUCAUGGCAAAUAGACCUGCAAAGUACAAGGAUGCCAAUAUUAUGUCUCCUGGUUCAAGCUUGCCAUCUCUUCAUGUCAGGAAACAAAAAGCUCUGGAAGCAGAAUUAGAUGCUCAGCACUUAUCAGAAACUUUUGACAAUAUUGACAAUUUAAGCCCCAAGACAUCUCAUCGUAGUAAGCAAAGACACAAGCAAAGUCUUUAUGGUGACUAUGUGUUUGACACCAAUCGACAUGAUGAGAAUAGGUCAGACAAUUUUAAUACUGGAAACAUGACUGUCCUUUCACCAUAUUUAAAUACUACAGUGUUGCCUAGCUCAUCAUCAAGGGGAAGUUUAGAUAGUUCUCGUUCUGAAAAAGAUAGAAGUUUGGAGAGAGAACGUGGAAUUAGCCUAAGCAACUACCACCCAACAACAGAAAAUCCAGGAACCUCUUCAAAGCGAGGCUUGCAGAUUUCCACUACUGCAGCCCAGAUUGCUAAAGUCAUGGAAGAGGUAUCAGCCAUUCACACGUCUCAGGAAGACAGAAGUUCCGGGUCUACUACUGAAUUACAUUGUGGGACAGAUGAGAGGAAUGCACUAAGAAGAAGCUCUACUGCUCACACACAUUCAAACACUUACAACUUCACUAAGUCAGAAAAUUCAAACAGGACAUGUCCUAUGCCUUAUGCCAAACUGGAAUAUAAGAGAUCUUCAAAUGAUAGUUUAAAUAGUGUCAGUAGUAGUGAUGGUUAUGGUAAAAGAGGUCAAAUGAAACCUUCGAUUGAAUCUUAUUCUGAAGAUGAUGAAAGCAAAUGUUGCAGCUAUGGUCAAUAUCCAGCUGACCUAGCCCAUAAAAUACAUAGUGCAAAUCAUAUGGAUGAUAAUGAUGGAGAAUUAGAUACACCAAUAAAUUAUAGUCUUAAAUAUUCAGAUGAGCAGUUGAACUCUGGAAGGCAAAGCCCUUCACAGAAUGAAAGAUGGGCAAGACCCAAACAUAUAAUAGAAGAUGAAAUGAAACACAGUGAACAAAGACAAUCACGGAAUCAAAGCACAACUUAUCCCGUAUAUACUGAGAGCAAUGAUGAUAAACACCUCAAAUUCCAGCCACAUUUUGGACAGCAAGAAUGUGUUUCCCCAUAUAGGUCAAGAGGAGCCAGUAGUUCAGAUACAAAUCAUGGAAUUAAUCAAAAUGUAAACCAGUCUUUGUGUCAAGCAGAUGACUAUGAGGAUGAUAAGCCAACCAACUAUAGUGAACGUUACUCUGAGGAAGAGCAGCAUGAAGAAGAAGAGAGACCAACAAACUAUAGCAUAAAAUAUAAUGAAGAAAAACAUGUGGAUCAGCCUAUUGAUUAUAGUUUAAAAUAUUCCACAGACAUUCCUUCCUCACAGAAACCAUCAUUUUCAUUCUCAAAGAGUUCAUCUGGACAAAGCAGUAAAACUGAACAUAUCUCUACAAGCAGUGAGAAUGCAUCCACACCUUCAUCUAAUGCCAAGAGGCAGAAUCAGCUCCAUCCAAGUUCAGCACAAAGCAGAAGUGGUCAGACUCAAAAAGCCACCUCUUGCAAAGUUCCAUCUAUCAACCAAGAGACAAUACAGACUUACUGUGUAGAAGAUACCCCAAUAUGUUUUUCAAGGUGCAGUUCAUUGUCAUCUUUGUCAUCAGCUGAAGAUGAAAUAGGAUGUGAUCAGAGGACACAGGAAACGGAUUCUGCUAAUACACGAAAGAUGGCAGAAAUAAAAGAAAAAAGUGGAACUAGAUCUGCUGAAGGUUCUGUGAGUGAAGUUCCAACAGUGUCACAGCACAUUAGAAGCAAAUCCAGCAGACUCCCAGCUUCUGGUUUAUCUUCAGAAUCAGCCAGGCACAAAGCUGUUGAACUUUCUUCAGGGGCCAAAUCUCCAUCAAAAAGUGGUGCCCAGACACCUAAAAGUCCACCAGAGCAUUAUGUUCAGGAGACUCCACUCAUGUUUAGCAGAUGUACUUCUGUCAGUUCACUUGAUAGUUUUGAGAGUCGUUCAAUUGCCAGCUCUGUUCAGAGUGAACCCUGCAGUGGGAUGGUAAGUGGCAUUAUAAGCCCCAGUGAUCUUCCAGAUAGCCCUGGACAAACCAUGCCACCAAGCAGAAGUAAAACCCCUCCUCCACCUCCUCCACCUCCUCCCCCUCCUCCUCCUCCUCCCCCUCCUCCUCCUCCUCAAGCAGUUCAAGCUAAACAAGAAGUACCUAAAAAAGUACCUAAUGCUGAAAAGAGAGAAAGUGGACCUAAGCAAGCUGCUGUAAAUGCUGCAGUUCAGAGGGUCCAGGUUCUUCCAGAUACUGAUACUUUACUACAUUUUGCCACAGAAAGUACUCCAGAUGGAUUUUCUUGUUCAUCUAGCCUGAGUGCUCUGAGCCUUGAUGAGCCAUUUAUACAGAAAGAUGUGGAAUUAAGAAUAAUGCCUCCAGUUCAGGAAAAUGACAAUGCAAAUGAAACAGAAUCUGAGCAGCCUGAAGAAUCAGAUGAAAACCAGGAAAAAGAGGCAGAAAAACCUACUGGUUCUGAAAAAGAUCUGUUAGAUGAUUCCGAUGAUGAUGAUAUUGAAAUACUAGAAGAAUGUAUUAUUUCUGCCAUGCCAACAAAGUCUUCACGCAAAGCCAAAAAGCCAGCCCAGAGUGCUUCAAAAUUACCUCCACCUGUAGCAAGAAAACCAAGCCAACUGCCUGUGUACAAGCUUCUGCCAUCACAAAACAGGAUACAAGCACAAAAGCAUGUUAGUUUUACACCAGGAGAUGAUAUGCCACGAGUGUAUUGUGUAGAAGGGACACCUAUAAACUUUUCCACAGCUACAUCUCUAAGUGAUCUAACAAUAGAAUCCCCUCCAAAUGAGUUAUCUGCUGGAGAAGGGAUUAGAGCAGGGGCACAGACAGGUGAAUUUGAAAAACGAGAUACCAUUCCUACAGAAGGCAGAAGUACGGAUGAAGCUCAAAGAGGAAAAACCUCAUCUAUAACUGCACCUGAACUGGAUGACAGUAAAACAGAAGAAGGUGAUAUUCUUGCAGAAUGCAUUAAUUCUGCUAUGCCCAAAGGGAAAAGUCACAAGCCUUUCCGUGUCAAAAAGAUAAUGGACCAGGUUCAACAAGCUUCUAUGUCUUCAUCUGGAACUAGCAAGAAUCAGUUAGAUGGUCAGAAGAAGAAACCUACUUCACCAGUAAAACCUAUGCCACAAAAUACUGAAUAUAGGACACGUGUAAAAAAAAAUACAGAUUCAAAAAAUAAUAUAAAUGCUGAAAGAACCUUUUCAGAAAAUAAAGAUUCAAAGAAACAGAACUUGAAAAAUAAUUCCAAGGACCUCAAUGAUAAGCUGCCAAACAAUGAAGAUCGAGUCAGAGGAAGUUUUACUUUUGAUUCACCUCAUCAUUACACGCCUAUUGAAGGAACUCCAUACUGUUUUUCACGAAAUGAUUCUUUGAGUUCUCUAGAUUUUGAUGAUGAUGAUGAUGUUGACCUUUCCAGGGAAAAGGCUGAAUUAAGAAAGGGGAAAGACAAUAAGGAAUCAGAAGCUAAAGUUACCAGUCACACAGAACUAACCUCCAGUCAACAAUCAGGUAAUAAGAUACAAACUGUUACAAAGCAUCCAAUAAACCGAGGACAGUCCAAUAAGCUGCAGAAGCAGUCCACUUUCCCCCAGUCAUCCAAAGACAUACCAGACAGAGGGGCAGCAACUGAUGAAAAAUUACAGAAUUUUGCUAUUGAAAAUACUCCAGUUUGCUUUUCUCAAAAUUCCUCUCUAAGUUCUCUUAGUGACAUUGAUCAAGAGAACAACAACAACAAAGAAAAUGAACCUAUCAAAGAAACAGAGCCCCUUGACUCACAGAGAGAACCAAGUAAACCCCAGGCUUCAGGUUAUGCUCCUAAAUCAUUUCAUGUUGAAGAUACCCCUGUUUGUUUCUCAAGAAACAGUUCUCUCAGUUCUCUCAGUAUUGACUCUGAAGAUGACCUGUUGCAGGAGUGUAUAAGUUCUGCAAUGCCAAAAAAGAAAAAGCCUUCAAGGCUCAAGGCUGAUAAUGAAAAGCAUAGCCCCAGAAAUAUGGGUGGCAUAUUAGCAGAAGAUUUAACACUUGAUUUAAAAGAUAUACAGAGACCAGAUUCAGAACAUGGUUUAUCCCCUGAUUCAGAAAAUUUUGAUUGGAAAGCAAUUCAGGAAGGUGCAAAUUCCAUUGUAAGUAGUUUACAUCAAGCUGCUGCUGCUGCAUGUUUAUCUAGGCAAGCUUCAUCCGAUUCAGAUUCCAUCCUUUCACUGAAAUCAGGAAUCUCUCUGGGGUCACCAUUUCAUCUUACACCUGAUCAAGAAGAAAAACCCUUUACAAGUAAUAAAGGUCCACGAAUUCUGAAACCUGGGGAGAAAAGUACAUUGGAUGCUAAAAAGAUAGAAUCUGAAAAUAAAGGAAUCAAAGGAGGGAAAAAAGUUUAUAAGAGUUUGAUUACUGGAAAAGUUCGAUCUAAUUCAGAGGUUUCAAGCCAAUUGAAACAGCCCCUUCAAGCUAAUAUGCCUUCAAUCUCUCGAGGUAGGACAAUGAUUCACAUUCCAGGAGUUCGAAAUAGCUCUUCAAGUACAAGUCCAGUUUCUAAAAAAGGCCCAUGCCUUAAGACUCCAGCCUCCAAAAGUCCUAGUGAAGGUCAGACAGCCACCACUUCUCCUAGAGGAGCCAAGCCAUCAGUGAAGUCAGAAUUAAGCCCUGUUACCAGGCAGACAUCCCAACAGGCUGGGUCAAAUAAAGGGCCAUCUAGAUCAGGAUCUAGAGAUUCCACUCCUUCAAGACCUACCCAGCAACCAUUAAGUAGACCUAUGCAGUCUCCAGGGCGAAAUUCUAUUUCUCCUGGUAGAAAUGGAAUAAGUCCUCCUAACAAAUUAUCUCAACUGCCAAGGACAUCAUCCCCUAGUACUGCUUCAACGAAGUCCUCGGGUUCUGGAAAAAUGUCGUACACAUCUCCAGGCAGACAGAUGAGUCAGCAGAACCUUACAAAGCAAACAGGUUUAUCCAAGAAUGGCAGUAGUAUCCCAAGAAGUGAGUCUGCCUCCAAAGGACUAAAUCAAAUGAACAAUAGCAAUGGAUCCAAUAAAAAAGUAGAACUUUCUAGAAUGUCUUCAACUAAAUCAAGUGGAAGUGAAUCUGAUAGGUCAGAGAGACCUGUAUUAGUACGCCAGUCAACUUUCAUCAAAGAAGCUCCCAGCCCAACCCUAAGGAGAAAAUUGGAGGAAUCUGCUUCAUUUGAAUCUCUUUCUCCAUCUUCUAGACCAGAUUCUCCCACUAGGUCCCAGGCACAAACUCCAGUUUUAAGUCCUUCCCUUCCUGAUAUGUCUCUAUCUACACAUUCGUCUGUUCAGUCUGGUGGGUGGCGAAAACUUCCCCCUAAUCUCAGUCCCACCAUAGAGUAUAAUGAUGGAAGACCAGCAAAGCGCCAUGAUAUAGCACGCUCCCAUUCUGAAAGUCCUUCCAGACUUCCAAUCAAUCGGUCAGGAACCUGGAAACGUGAGCACAGCAAACAUUCAUCAUCCCUUCCUCGAGUAAGCACUUGGAGAAGAACUGGAAGUUCAUCUUCAAUUCUUUCUGCUUCAUCAGAAUCCAGUGAGAAAGCAAAAAGUGAGGAUGAAAAACAUGUGAACUGUAUUUCGGGAACCAAACAAACUAAAGAAAACCAAGUAUCUACAAAAGGAACAUGGAGAAAAAUAAAAGAAAGUGAAAUUUCUCCCACAAAUUGUACUUCUCAGAUUGCUUCCUCAGGUGCUGCAAAUGGUGCUGAAUCAAAGACUCUAAUUUAUCAAAUGGCACCUGCUGUUUCGAAAACAGAGGACGUUUGGGUGAGAAUUGAGGACUGUCCCAUUAACAACCCUAGAUCCGGAAGAUCUCCCACAGGAAAUACUCCCCCAGUGAUUGACAGCAUUUCAGAAAAGGGAAAUCCAAAUGGUAAAGAUUCGAAAGAUAAUCAGGGAAAACAAAAUGUGGGGAAUGGCAGUGGUCCCAUACGCACUAUGGGUUUAGAAAACCGCCUGAACUCCUUUAUGCAGGUAGAUGCCCCAGACCAAAAAGGAACUGAGGCAAAGCCGGGACAAAGUAAUCCUGUCCCUGCAUCAGAGACCAAUGAAAGUUCUAUAGCUGAGCGUACCCCAUUCGGUUCUAGCAGCUCAAGCAAACACAGUUCACCUAGUGGGACUGUUGCUGCCAGAGUGACUCCUUUUAAUUACAACCCAAGCCCUAGGAAAAGCAGUGCAGACGGCACUUCAGCCCGGCCAUCUCAGAUUCCCACGCCAGUGAAUAACAACACAAAAAAACGAGAUUCAAAAACUGACAACACAGAAUCCAGUGGAACUCAAAGUCCUAAGCGCCAUUCUGGGUCUUACCUUGUGACCUCUGUUUAAAAGAGCUGAAUUAAUGAAGCUAAGAAAAGUAUGUGUUAAUUACAACUGCUAUGUAGAAAUUUUGUUUCAAAUGAAACUUUAAAAGACUGAAAAAUUUUGUAAAUAGGUUUGAUUCUUGUUAGAAGGUUUUGGUUCUGGAAGCCAUAUUUGAUAGUAUACUUUGUCUUCACUGGUCAUAUUUUGGGAGCCACUCUUGAUAGUUAGGAAGAAAAUGGUAAAGCCGAGUAUAUUUGUACAGUAUGUUUUACAUGUAUUUAAGUAGCAUCCCAUCAUCAUUUAAUUAUUGCUUGUCUUAAAAUAAUGAAAACUACAGAUAGAAGAUAUGCUAUAUUGCUGUUAUCAAUCAUUUCUAGAUUAUAAACUGACUAAACUUACAUCAGGGAGAAAUUGGUAUUUAUGCAAAAAAAAA
Molossus molossus (Pallas's mastiff bat) is the source of this 9314-nucleotide messenger RNA. It is a transcript of the gene APC, whose product is annotated as APC regulator of WNT signaling pathway. Gene Ontology annotation, biological process: Wnt signaling pathway; nervous system development; positive regulation of protein catabolic process. Lineage: Eukaryota; Metazoa; Chordata; Mammalia; Chiroptera; Molossidae. Gene Ontology annotation, molecular function: microtubule binding; beta-catenin binding; gamma-catenin binding. Gene Ontology annotation, cellular component: beta-catenin destruction complex; cytoplasmic microtubule; catenin complex. Bases 296 to 8905 code for a protein of 2869 amino acids. The transcript has 17 exons. The record is from RefSeq and is a predicted model, not a curated record.